This is a messenger RNA of Rotaria sp. Silwood2, 354 nucleotides long. Lineage: Eukaryota; Metazoa; Rotifera; Eurotatoria; Philodinida; Philodinidae. The record is from the annotation of a GenBank genome assembly.
AUGGUUGAUACUCGGCUUUUAAUUAAAGAUAAUGAUGAUAAUUAUCGACAAGCUAUACGUUCUCUAGGACUGAUAUUUUUAUCUGUUGUCUAUAAUGGAUGUGGUUUGAUCGUUUUUGCCUGGUUAGGUUAUAUAGAAUAUAUAUUUUUAUGUGUAGAAAUUUUUCUAAAUAUUGUCUUUAUUGUAAAACAUCCAUCACAUGAUACACGAACGAAAACUGCCUUUUCUAUUGGUCUAAUUAUUACAAUCAUAUCUACAUUUCAAGCUAUAUUAAUGGUUAUUACACUUAAACUUACAUUUAAAUUAUUUCAUUUAAUUAAAAUUUUUAAACGUGAUGUUCUUGAACAAAUCUAA